CCUGUGGUCCUUACUUCUACCUUCCUCACCUGUCGCCCCAUCUCCUGGUUUCCCAGGUCGGAGGAGGUGCCCGAGGGAAGUAGAGGAGGAGAGGACGAUGCUUUCCAUUCUCACCAGGCCCUGGGGCGAGGAUCAGGACUUUAUGAACUUCCGGCGAGUACUAUGUCCAGACCUGCUCUGUGACGUGUGUGACAGGGCAAUGUUUGAGGUUAUGAAGGUGCUAUUCCGGCAGCGUCUGGACGAUGAUGAUGCCUCCUCUACAGCAUGUUCAGAUACUCCAGAUUCUCAAACAGAGUCAUCAGGCACUUGGUCCGCAGCCCGCUCAGCGAGCCCUCCAGGAAUCCCCCCAACAGCCCAUCUGCUGGAGCCUCCUCCACCUCCUACCUCCAUUCUUUCAACUGACCUGAAGACCUCCCAGACCUACCCUCCGUUCCCCAAACGGCCUUUUGCCUUUCGCUUCUCCCACCGCCUCGGAACACCCCCCACUCCAAGGCCAUUUAUUCCUUCACCAAAAGGGCUCCCUUGUGUAAACUAAC
Messenger RNA from Nycticebus coucang (slow loris), 536 nucleotides. RefSeq names its product spermatogenesis-associated protein 31D3-like. The record is from RefSeq and is a predicted model, not a curated record. The transcript is spliced from 2 exons. Lineage: Eukaryota; Metazoa; Chordata; Mammalia; Primates; Lorisidae. The coding region runs from base 98 to 535 and encodes 145 amino acids.